This is a messenger RNA of Anoplopoma fimbria (sablefish), 1271 nucleotides long. RefSeq names its product ornithine decarboxylase antizyme 1a (gene oaz1a). Gene Ontology annotation, cellular component: nucleus; cytoplasm. Gene Ontology annotation, biological process: positive regulation of protein catabolic process. Gene Ontology annotation, molecular function: ornithine decarboxylase inhibitor activity. Lineage: Eukaryota; Metazoa; Chordata; Actinopteri; Perciformes; Anoplopomatidae. The record is from RefSeq and is a predicted model, not a curated record.
CCGCAGCCUGCAGCCUUCACACGGCGACGGGGACAGACAGAGCGAGCCGCGGGUGUGGACGCUGGCCGGAUGGUUAAAUCUAACCUACAGACGAUUUUGAAUAGUCAUUGUUUUGUUAGAGAAAAAGAGAGAAACUUAACCGAGAUGCCUGUUAUUGAGCAGUCCAGUAAUAAACCUGAACGUGAAAGUAUCUCCAGUCCCAGGAGGUGCUCCCGCUGUUGCAGUAACCCGUGUCCGGGGCCUCUGUGGUGCUCCGAUGCCCCUCACCCACCCCUGAAGAUCCCAGGUGGGCGAGGGAAUGACCAGCGGGAUCGCAAUCUUUCAGCUAAGCUAUUCUAUUCUGAUACUCACUUGCUGGUUCUUGAGGAGCCUCCACCUGCCAACGGCAGAGUGCGCUUCUUGCUCUUUGAGCCCCGCCGCUCUGAGGGCAAGCACUGCGUCUGGAGGGCGGCGCUGAAAGGAGGGAACCUUUACGUUGAAAUCCCUCCCGGAGCUUUGCCCGAGGGCAGCAAAGACAGUUUUGCUCUUCUGCUGGAGUUUGCAGAAGAGCAGCUGCAGGUUGGUCACGUGUUCAUCUGUUUUCACAAGAACCGUGACGAUAGAGCAUCCCUCCUGCGUACGUUCAGUUUCCUGGGCUUUGAGAUUGUGAGACCGGGUCAUCCCCUCGUCCCCUCCCGCCCCGACGCUUUCUUCAUGGCUUACAGCAUCGAGCGAGACUCCUCCUCCUCCUCUGACGACGAUUAAACGACGCUGAGCAUUUACAAGUGUUUUUUGUUGCUCUCAUUUCAAUCCAUACCCAACACCGCUUUAUGAUUUUUUUAUUUUGGGGGGGGGGGUGAAAUGAAUAUAUUAUCCAAGUACAGUAUGGUUGAGGUUUGCCCUUUUUUGUUUGUUUUACUGUUUAGCUACCAUGUGCUGUGUUUCAAUGCUAUUUGCACUAGGGUAAGAUGUUAAUAUACCAGGAAUGUAGAGCAAGCGCCCACAUAAUAUCCGGGCAUUGUGUCCUCGCCACUGUAUUACUCCUCAUGAUGUGUAGUGCUGACCUCCUAUUCUCCCCCUCCCCGAACCCCCCCGCCCCAACCGACGAUCAUCUCCACAGUGUAAUAUUUAUGAUAAAUCUUAAUUCAUCUUACUCAUGUAAGUCGAUAUGUUUUCAUAGCAUCAGUUGAUCCUCCUGUUAAUUUUGCAUGAUUUUCAUUUGUUGCUAUGCGUCACUUGAUAGAAAUCUGCAUGUUGUAACUACUAAAUAAAAGUGCACCUAAGUGAAUCGA